Mauremys mutica (yellowpond turtle) is the source of this 2636-nucleotide messenger RNA. RefSeq names its product cdc42-interacting protein 4-like. Gene Ontology annotation, biological process: signal transduction. Gene Ontology annotation, molecular function: protein binding. The record is from RefSeq and is a predicted model, not a curated record. The transcript has 17 exons. The coding region runs from base 724 to 2532 and encodes 602 amino acids. NCBI's taxonomy places the organism in Eukaryota, Metazoa, Chordata, Testudines, Geoemydidae.
GCAGAUCGUACCAUGUUUUCCUGUCGUAGAUUCUGUAGAAGAGCUGGGGUCACAGGCUGAUGGGACCAUCCAUCACAGCGACCGUGUGUGCGGUGUCGGGGCUCCAUGGCACUCGUGCGUCAGGGAAGUUCACCAUUCGUGCCCGGAGUGAAAGGGAAAGAAGACGACACGUUACCCUCUCACCUGUCCUGUGCCUGGGGAACGUCACCAUCCAGCGGGUUCCUGGUCCGCGUCUUCCGCCCUGACGUCAUCGAGGGACUCCCCAGUGCUCCUCCUCCCAGGGUUUCAAUGACCUGCGGAGUAGAGGUCCUGGACGUCACCCCGCCGCACCAGGGCUGGGAAUGGAGUGAGAAAGCAAUGGGGGUUUCCACGUUGGGGGUCAGAUUUCCUGAACGCAGGAGACACAGACCAGGAGGAAAGAGCGGGGUGACACUUCCAUGUACAUGCGCAGAUGUAGGUAUAGACAGACUCACAGAAGAGGAAGGGGUGUCCAGAGCAGCAAAAUUGAGCUUCCGAUAGGAAACACCUAAAGGAACCACACCUGUAUUGAUCCAUCCAUAAGUCGGCCAACAGACUCUAACACCAUCCAGGAGGAUGUGAGUAUGUCGGUAGGUAUAACUGGUACAUGGAGGCAGCGCCGCGCUGGGAUGUUGUGAGCCCGGAGCAGGGGGAUCCGGGCCCGGCCGCGCUCCGACCGCAGCGGGGGGAGCGGGCGCCGCCAGCAUGGACUGGGGCACCGAGCUGUGGGACCAGUUUGACAAUGUAGAGCGUCACACCCAGUGGGGGCUGGAUCUGAUGGAGAAGUACGUGAAGUUUGUGAAGGAGCGGACAGAGAUCGAGCAGGCCUACGCCAAGCAGCUCAGGAAUCUGGUGAAAAAGUAUCUUCCGAAACAGAACACAAGAGAAGAUCCAGAAUCCAAGUUCUGCCAGUACCAGGCCUUCCUGCAGGUGGUGAAGGAGCUCAAUGACUUUGCCGGGCAGAGGGAGGUGGUGGCGGAGAACCUGAUGACGCAGAUCUGUGUGAAGCUCUCUAAGCAUGCCCAGGAGCUCAAGCAGGAGAGGAAAUUGCACUUCCAUAAGGGCCGGCGAGCCCAGCAGCAUCUAGAAAACUCCUUCAAGCAACUGGAAAACAGCAAGCGCAAGUUCAAGCAGGACUGCAGGGAGGCGGAGAAAGCCAUGCUGGUGGCCGAGAAGCUCGACCAAGACCUCAAUGCCACCAAGGCAGACGUGGAGAAGGCGAAGCAGCAGGCCAAUCUGCUCAGUCACUUGGCGGAGGAGAGCAAGAACGAAUACGCCUCCUUCCUGCAGAAAUUCAACCAGGACCAGAGCCAGUUCUACUUUCUGGAGAUGCCGCAGAUCUUCAACAAUCUGCAGGAGAUGGACGAAAGGCGGACGGUGCGGCUGAAGGAAGGCUACGGCAUCUUCUCCGAGACUGAGCGGCAGGUCAUGCCUAUCAUUGGCAAGUGCCUAGACGGCAUGAAGGCAGCAGCUGACUCAGUGAACAAGAAGAACGACUCCCAGGUGCUGAUCGAGUUACACAAGUCUGGCUUCGAGAGGCCGGGAGACGUGGACUUCGAAGACUUCAGCCAGCCUAUCAACCGCACCUCUUCGUACAGGAGCCUGGGGACGCCCCGGGGCACCCUGGAUGGCCGGCUGGACCCCCGCCUGCUGGGCAAGAACAAAGGCAAGCGCUGGCUCUUCAGCAAGAAGAAUAAGCUCCCGCCCCCUCCCCUCUCCCCAGUGAUCUCUGCCCCGCUUCCUUCCUCCUCGUCUGCCACCAACGGACCUCCAUCCCCCAAAUUCACCCGGGACCCUCUCUCUUACUGUCUGAAUGAGAUCAAUAAGACAGUCAAACCCCACAUCGCCUCCUUCCGCCACCUCAAACGGAGGCCUGUGAUCACGGAAGAUUUCAGCCACUUGCCGCCAGAGCAGAGAAGGAAAAAGCUGCAGCAGAAGAUCGAGGAGAGGAACCGGGAGCUGCAGAAGGAAAUCAACCAGAGAGAUGCCUUAAACAAGAUGAAGGACGUGUACCAGAAGACGCCCCAUAUGGGCGUCCCUGCUAGCCUGGAGCCAAAGAUCUCUGAGACCCUCAGCAACAUCGAGAAGUUGCACCUAGAAAUCCAGAAGUACAAGUCGUGGCUGGCCGAAGCCAAGAGCCGAAUGCUGAGUAACCGGCCGGACAACACCCUGAGAUACAGCCGCCACCUGGACCCCACCACCACCCUGAACAACAACGGCUCCCACGAGAAGGGCAGCCCUGAUGCCACCCACUCCAACGACAGCCAGGAUGCCCUGAACCAGCCGAUCUACACGGAGUUUGAUGAGGACUUCGAGGACCUGGCCUCGCCCAUCGGCACCUGUGUGGCCAUGUACCAGUUUGAAGGUUCCAGCGAGGGCACCAUCUCCAUGACGGAGGGGGAGGAGCUGAGCCUGAUGGAGGAGGACAAAGGCGAUGGCUGGACCUGGGUGCGGAGGAGCAAAGGCGGCGAGGGCUACGUGCCAACAUCCUACCUGCGGGUCACCCUGAACUGAGCAGAUCCUGUCUCCCCUCUGGUUCUGAGAAGUGGGUCUGGGGGUCGCUGUGCCGGAGCCCAUAGAAUGUAUUUCCACUGCAGCCUGGUGCCUUUUACACUUUA